AUGGCUGACUCGUUGAGCUCCAGUCACCUCGCCGGGGUUGCUAGCACGGUAGCCGGGGCAGCUCCCCCCACCAAGGUCCCGCCGCUCGCUAAACCGACGGAGGCGAAAGGAGCCGCGGACAACCGCUCUCAGUCUUCCCGGGAAUUCAACCCGCCGCCACCCAAGAAGGUCCGAGUGGAGGAGAAGAGCGUUAAACCGAAGAAAGUCAACCGCGAUGGGGGAGUGGGAGGAAACAGCCUGACUAAAGAGAGGCUCCAACAGCCCGUCAAGCAGAGUUACGCCGACGCGGCUCUGUGGGGCUUCAGCCCGGCUAGGGUGAGCGGCGACAGCCCCUCCUCGGUGCCUCUCGUCGGAUCCCAACAGCCCGCAAACAUCCACAAAGUCUUCAAACAGAGCGAUUUCUUCCUCCACAAGGCGCCUUCCUGCUCCAAACCCAAGAAACCCAGCAAAGAUAAACAGCGGGAGAAAGAGAGGGAGAAGGGUAAAGGAGGGGAGGAGAAGAAGAAGCAUAAGCUACUGACCACCGAGAGUAGUAAUAAUAACAACAACAACAACGUCAUCAGCGGAAUCACUAACAAUUCUGCAAUUAGAGAGAAAACGGAGAUGUCAUAUUGCCACAGAAAGCUCUUCAGGUUUGAAAUCUCUAGGCCUUGCAGUAGUCGGCAGUACCGAGAGCACUCUAGCAAGGACAAGGCAAAAGAGAGGGAGAGGGAGAAGGAGAGGGAGAAGAAGAAAGGAGUGAGAGAAAAGGAGCGAGAGAAGGAGAAGAAGAAGCACAAAGUGAUGAACGAGAUCAAGAGGGAAAACGGAGAAGUGAAGCAGCCAAUAAAAGGUGAAAAGGAGAAAGUCAAGACUGACUCGGAGGAGCUGCUGAUCAAAAAAGUCAAGAAAAAAAAGAAGAAGAAACAUAAAGAGGGGGAGAAGCACAAGCGGGUGAAGAUGUACCACCGCUCCAGCCAAACCAUCUGUGCUGGUCUGCUCCUCCUGCCUCCCUCCUCUCCCUCCCCUUCCUCCUCCUCAGCCUCAUCUUCCUCUCCUUUCAAACCCCCACUGCCCAUCCAUGCAUCUCCUCACAACAACAAAAACACCCACCUCUUAUCCUCCACCUCCCCUCCUGUCACAUCCAAAUUCCUCUUCAACGCCUCUUUCCCUAACACCCUGCAGUCCCCCCACACUCUGGCAAGCAAAUCCCAGCAGCGGUGCAUCUAUCCUGGGAUGAAGGGCUUAGACUUUGCUCCCUACAUCCACAUAGAGAACCAGCCUAAUGGAGGGGCCCUGGUAGCCCAUGCGUACACGUCGCAGCUCUCCUCUCUCUCCUCGGCCCAAAGGCAGAAGUUCGCCCAGGAGUUCGUCACACUGGCAUUCAGCGAAGACUCUGCACAGGCAGCCCACUAUGUGAUGGGGAUUGUCCAUGGGGCAGCUACCUACCUACCUGACUUCCUAGACUACUUCUCUACAAAGUUUCCCUCAGCUCCAGUUAAAAUGGAAAUACUGGGCAAGAAGGAUAUAGAGACCACCACUAUGACUAACUUCUACUCUCAGGUGAAGAAAACAUACAGCCAUGGUACCUACAGAGCUGGGGCCAUGCGACAAAUCAGCCUGGUGGGCGCCGUGGACGAGGAGGUCGGGGAUUAUUUCCCAGAGUUUCUCAGCAUGCUGGAAGAGUCACCUUUCUUGGAGUGUACGCUGCCAUGGGGAUCAUUCUCCAGUCUGAGGCUAAUGAGCCCUACAGAGAGUGACGAUGGUCCCAUCAUGUGGGUUAGACCAGGAGAGCAGAUGAUACCUGUGGCUGACAUACCAAAGUCCCCCUUCAGGAGAAAAAGGUCUACAAAUGAGGUGAAAAACCUGCUCCAGUACCUGCCCAGGACCAGUGAGCCCAGAGAGAUGCUGUUUGAGGAUAGAACCCGCGCCCACGCUGAUCACAUCGGUCAGGGUUUUGAGCGGCAAACCACAGCUGCCGUGGGGGUGCUGAAGGCCGUACACUUAGGAGAAGGCAUGGAGCCUCCUCUUGUAACCAAAGAUGUUGUGUGUUUCCAUGCUGGUGAUUUCCCUGAUGUAGUGCAGAGACUACAGCUGGACCUACAUGAACCACCACUGUCUCAGUGUGUCCAGUGGGUGGAUGAUGCCAAGCUAAACCAGCUGCGUCGUGAGGGCAUCCGCUAUGCCCGCAUCCGGUUGUGUCAUGACGACAUCUACUUCAUCCCCCGCAACGUGGUCCACCAGUUCAAGACGGUCUCCGCUGUCAGCAGCCUGGCCUGGCAUGUGCGCCUAAAACAGUAUCACAGAGGAGAUGGUGAGGAGAUGGAGCAAGCAGAGUGGGAGGGCAAGGUGAUGAAAGAGGAGGAAGAAGAGAGUGCGAUUGAUGAGGGGCCAGAGCUGAAGGGGGAGACGGACUGCAAAGGAAGUGACAUUGAGGGGAGAUCCAGAGAGGUGGGUUCUCCUUCUCUUCCAAAGGAUGGGAGACCCAAAGCACACCAACACCAUUCACCUCUUUCUCCUCACCACCAUCUUCAACAGCCUCAUCAUAACUUGGACAGCAGGACAUCGUCUUCCAGCCCAGGCUCCAAUUCCUCUUCCAAAGUCUCCCCAUCCCGCUCUGCCUCCUCUAAGUCUUCCCCCUCCAUGUCUUCCCCCUCCUUCUCUGUCCCUCCAUAUCCCUUUUCCACUCCUUUAACAGAACCCAGUGUCACUCACUGCUCCUCCUUUCCCUCUUUUUUGUCCUCCUUUGCUCCCAAUCCUGCUUCUUCCCCCACUUCCUCCAGAUCGUCAAUCUCCACUUCCUCACCCUCUCUCCUCACCACUCCCAAGCCCGCGGGGCUCUACGCUGAUUCUUUCUCCUCCCAUCAUUCCUCCUCUUCUCAGCCAGAUCAAACCAAGGACAAGGACUUGCUCAGCCCAAAGGUUAACGCUCACUCAGACACGUGUGCACGCAUGCAGUCGGACACAACAGCUCAGCCAGCGCCUGCAGACCCACGAACACACAUGGCGUCGGAGAAAGAUGGACUUACAGUGUGGACUCGGACUCGCACACUCCUGCGGGCCCAGCGACGUGCACACCACAGGACGCAGGGAGGCAGUGCCCUCCCCAAGGAACACAUGCACAGCAAUACACACCACAGGAUCUCCCCUCUCCUCACCUCCAACAAAACCCUGCCCCUUCAUUCCCCCCCCUCUUGCAGCAUGCCCACCUUCCAGCCACUACCACUUCCCCCCAUCUCGCUCAACCCCGACCUCCGGGCCCUGCCCAUUUCAGCCAAAUGCAGUGUGCAUUUCUCAGUCCAAACACACAUUCCCAGUCCCAUUCAGCUCAUUUAA
Molecule: messenger RNA, 3315 nt
Organism: Lampris incognitus (smalleye Pacific opah)
Lineage: Eukaryota; Metazoa; Chordata; Actinopteri; Lampriformes; Lampridae
Product: lysine-specific demethylase RSBN1L-like
Exons: 13
Coding region: 1-3315 (1104 amino acids)
Cellular component (GO): nucleus
Source: RefSeq, a predicted model, not a curated record